AAAAAGGAAUAUUGUAGUAAUAUGACAACAACUUAUGAUUUGUGUUAUAAUAUUUUACCAAGAAGUUUUAAAGGACCAAAAAUUAGAUUUUAUAAUGCAAGGUAUGUAUCAUUUUGUGUUAGUUAUAAGUAAAUUAUCUCAGUGCUUUAAUGUUAUAUUCAUGUUCUAUAAAAUUUAUGUUUUGUACUUGGAGACAGAGGAAAUGGGUCCCUGAACAGGAUCUGAUGAAAAGUUUUGGUACAUUAACUCAAUUUGGCUUAAGAGAAGCAUUAAAAGACGAAUUGUACAAGAAUUCACAAGAAGGAAUAGCUAAAUGUCAAUGGUGGUCUACUUAUAGGGAAGAAAUUGGGGAGUUAAAGCUAUUAAAUAUCGAACAAAAUACUCAAUUUCACAGACGAAAAGCGAAUUUUAAUGUGCCAGAUCUUAGACAUUUCGAGCGUACAUUAUCAGAUUCUGAACAGUGUUUACACCCAUUGAAAGUUAAAAAUUCAGUGUCACAUGCAAAUUGAGAAUAUGAUAAUAUAAAAUAUAUUUGUCCAUUAA
Messenger RNA from Bombus terrestris (buff-tailed bumblebee), 543 nucleotides. RefSeq lists its product as uncharacterized. NCBI's taxonomy places the organism in Eukaryota, Metazoa, Arthropoda, Insecta, Hymenoptera, Apidae. The record is from RefSeq and is a predicted model, not a curated record. The transcript is spliced from 2 exons. Bases 150 to 509 code for a protein of 119 amino acids.